Messenger RNA from Wallemia ichthyophaga EXF-994, 1239 nucleotides. RefSeq names its product Transcriptional regulator NRG1. Gene Ontology annotation, biological process: regulation of transcription by RNA polymerase II. The transcript is spliced from 3 exons. Bases 1 to 1239 code for a protein of 412 amino acids. The record is from RefSeq and is a predicted model, not a curated record. NCBI's taxonomy places the organism in Eukaryota, Fungi, Basidiomycota, Wallemiomycetes, Wallemiales, Wallemiaceae. Gene Ontology annotation, molecular function: RNA polymerase II cis-regulatory region sequence-specific DNA binding; DNA-binding transcription factor activity, RNA polymerase II-specific.
AUGUCGUCUCCUGAGUCUGCAUACCACCCGUCAAGUGCACACGCAAACAAUGAAAGGCGGUCGUCACAUGGCUCAGUAGAAGAUAAUCAGCAAACAGCGCAAGCCAAGUCACCGAUAAGGAAGUUAUACACUUGCAAGACCUGCCACAAGUCCUUUACGACUUCAGGACACCUAUCAAGGCACCAAAGGACACACACUGGAGAACGAGCAUAUGGCUGUCCCUGGCCUGGCUGUUCCACGCGAUGUAGCCGUCAGGACAAUCUUCAGCAACACUAUAGAACGCAUCUUUCGCCUAGGUCUCGCAAGGCUGAUUUAUCGUCUGCAAAAGCGAUGCGAGCGGGGAUUAAGUCCGUUAUGGAUGUACCCAAGGAACUGCUCUCAAAGGGAGGUAGAACAAGAGGAUCUUCCAGUCAAAGGAGGGUAUCAGCUAAGGCGGAUUACAAGAGAGAAGAAAGCAUACUCAAUCAGGAUGCAGACACUCAUUCCAUGCCUUCGAUACCAUUCAAACCUGGGUACUUACCAAGCCCACAACUGCCGAUACCAUCGACAUCAGCACAUUCUUUACCAGCGACCACAAAUAGGCGGGCUAGUCUUGGCACUCAAAUACAGCCAGUGCACCUCAACUCAAGAUCAAGUCCAUCGUUUUCUAUGUCAGAUAGUUACUCGACACUAAACCCAGUAUCACAUUUGAUAUCACCUUCACCUGAAACAAUAUCACCGGCAACGUCGCCAAUGCAGCAGUCAAGAAGCUCGCUUAUGCAUAGCUAUCAAAUGGAGCCAAAGGACAGUCUUAGCUCUUAUCACGUUAGUUUGGACCCGAAAGUUAAUUCAGAUCCGCAGUCGGCGACACCAUUGCCGAUUGUGCCACCGAUGUACAGAUCUGCGGAUAUGACUGCGAGCUCAACGACUGAAUACAAUCCAACCCCUAGCUCACGCUCUCAGGACAGUUAUCUCAAUCAUUCAACAACUUUGCCAUCUUUGAGCAUAGAUUUGAAUAGUGAUGCGGCAUCUGCCCACUCAGCUUAUACACCUAACAGGAUGUUUACGAUCCCAACCAAUAUAGCGCAAUCAUCGAUGUUCAGGCCUUUAGCGGGAAGCUUCGAGUACACUGAAUAUCCAACGGAAAUACCUACACAAGUAGCACAUGAAAAUGAAGCCAAUGAAUUUUAUCAUAUGUCGACGCCAGAAGAUCCGUCAUCACUUGACUUCUCGCAGCAGUGGAAUACCCAAUAUUAUUGA